AUGCGCAACCGUAAACCCGAAGUUUCCAAAACAAACGCGCGGGCCCCCCGCGAGAGCCGCUUCCGGGACCGCUCCUUCUCGGAGGGCGGCGAGCGGCUGCUGCAGCAGAAGCAGCCCGGCGGACAGGUCAACUCGAGCCGCUACAAGACGGAGCUGUGCCGCCCCUUUGAGGAGAACGGCGCCUGCAAGUACGGCGACAAGUGCCAGUUCGCGCACGGCAUCCACGAGCUGCGCAGCCUCACGCGCCACCCCAAGUACAAGACCGAGCUGUGCCGCACCUUCCACACCAUCGGCUUCUGCCCCUACGGGCCGCGCUGCCACUUCAUCCCCAAUGAGGGGGAGCCGCCACCCAUGCUGAGCGCCGACGACCUGCUGGGCUCCCCCACCUUGCCUGACUGCGCCAGCAACCCCUUCACCUUCUCCAGCCAGGAGCUGGUCAGUCUCUUCACGCCUGGCAUGGGGGUGCAGGUGCCCAGCGGGGGCUCCCCCACCGCCUUCUUGUUCAGGCCCAUGUCCGAGUCCCCCAACAUGUUUGACUCGCCGCCUAGUCCUCAGGACUCCCUCUCCGACCAGGAGGGCUAUCUGAGCAGCUCCAGCAGCAGCCACAGCGGCUCCGAUUCGCCCGUCCUGGACACCUCAAGGCGUCUUCCCAUCUUCAGCAGACUCUCCAUCUCCGACGACUAAUCUGGGGUUUCCUCCUGCUCGCCCCCACCUCUAUUACGAUGUUAAGCUGAACUCCCCUCCCUUGCCCCAUCCCCGGUGCGAGCUGGAUGUUAACGUGUCCACCUGCCUGUCGUAGACCCACUGGCUUAAACCUUAAGUGCCAAAUUACGAUGA
Tinamus guttatus (white-throated tinamou) is the source of this 837-nucleotide messenger RNA. The record is from RefSeq and is a predicted model, not a curated record. NCBI's taxonomy places the organism in Eukaryota, Metazoa, Chordata, Aves, Tinamiformes, Tinamidae.